AUGGGAAAUAAAUAAUAAUAAGCCAAAAAGAGAACUAGCAAUUUAAGUUUGAAUAGUAUGGGUAGAUCAGUUUCAACAGCCCCUACAAAUGAAUCAGGUUUAAUUAGAUCCACUAUAGAUGGUAGUCUAAGUUCUUCCAUGUUUGGAGGAGUUGAGUUUUAUUUUAAUCAUAUGCCAAACUCUGUUAUCGAUGGAAUAUGUAAAUUCCUAACAAUUAAGGAUCUAACUAAUUUAUAUUGUACAAGCAGAUUUGUUUAUGAGAGAUUUUAUACAUCUCUCCCAUACUCUAUUGCAUGUGGAAAUCUAUUGUAUAAAUUAUACGAAGAUCGGAAAGGGAUUGCAUUUAAUGCAGUUUAAACUAAACAUGCACAUUGGCCAUAAGUCUUAGAGGUUUUUAUGAAAAAUAAGUAUUAUAAUCUUAUUUAUCUAAUUGAUAGAAAAUAAAUGUUAAAUCUGCAAAACAAUCUUCGCCAAUCUUUAUAGAAUGCUUACCAAUUACAUAUUAUUUAUCCUCCAUUAUUAAUGGAUGAAGUAACCAAAGAAGGCUUGAAUUCAGACCUUUAAAGAUAAAUUAUGCAAAAAUUAUCUGAUUCUCAAGAAUGCCAUACCAUUACUUAAAUCCAAAUCAUGAAUCAAACUAGAACUUAUUUUAAAAAUUCAUCAUCUUCUAAAUAAUCUCUGAUUAAUAUAAUGCUUGAAAUUAGAGCUAACAGAGAAUUAUUAGUAGAUUAAAAGUAACAUUUUAUAAUAAUUAUUUUUAGAUUACCUUAAUUAUUUAAUAUUUUAAUAAUUAUAUGUUCAUAUAUUAAAUCUCUGUUACAAAUUGUAGCAUUGACUCUUGAAUGUGCUUUCAAUGGAACUGAUUAUAUCGGUGAACUAGAUUUUUACCUUUAUAAUUAUUAAAUGUAUCUUAUUUGGAUGUAAUAAAUGGAUGAAUUCGUUACGCCUUAUCUUAAAAUUUUUGAUAUCAUUUUACAUGAACAAAUACCUUCAUAUACAUUUCCCCCAUUUACACUACAAUGGAUUAUGAUGAAAAUGUGGAAUUAAUGUAUUUAUCAAAAAUGCAAACAUUUCUUAAGAUCCAUUUUUCUUUAAUGGCUUUAAUAGGUUAGACUUAAUCCAUCUCUUAAAUAUGAGUAAUAUUUGUUAAAAGACUACAUCUAAUCUUUGAUCGAUCUUUCAACCAAUCAAUCCAAUAUUAGAAUAGCUGGGCAUUCUUAAUUUACCUAUAUUAAAGAUUUAGAGAACCUUUUUUAAGUUGUAAUAAAUUAGUCAGUUGAUCUAUAGAAUUCAAAAAAUUUUAAGUUUAAAUCAGAUAUUAAUGUUCUAGGUUAUAUUUUCUAAAAAUACAUUUUAGAAAAUAAUUUAUUGCAUAAUCUUAUAGAAUAAAAAUAUGACACUUUUAAAGCCUCAAUUGAAAAAAUUAAAUAAAGUUCAGAAUUCUAAAAAAUAAUAUCAAAAUAUGAUGAUGAUAAUUAGAUUCUAUCAGAGUAGACAGAUUAUUCAUUUUAACUAUUAAAUAUUAAUAAAGUAUUUUAAAAGGUGAAAUAAAUUAUAAAUAGUUAAGAUAUUUUAUAACAAAAUAUAAGAUUAACUAUAAAUUAUUAAAAAAAUACGCUUGAUAAAUUAUAAAUGUAUUUAAGAGAUUAUCAUUCAGAUUUAUAUGAUGAAAUUUCUUAUCUAGCAAAUAUUGAUGUAUCUUCAAACGAAAGUGUUUAAAUUCGUGAUGCUGUAAUAAUUCAUCGAACAAAACCAGAAAAUUAUGACAAUCUAUUAGUUUCAUAUGAUGCUGUAAUUGAUGGAGAGAUCUUAAAAUAAUUGAUAAAUUAGAGAUCAUCAAAUGAGUGUAAAUUAUCAAAAUAAAAAAUUGAAUUUAAAUAAUUGUAGCCAAAAUUGAAGGAGCAAAAUGAAACAUUUUUUUCGAUUAACAUUGUAAAUGGAUUAAAUCUUGCUUAAAGUUUAACAGAACAAUUUAUAAGCUAAUAAUGA
Paramecium sonneborni is the source of this 1989-nucleotide messenger RNA. Lineage: Eukaryota; Ciliophora; Oligohymenophorea; Peniculida; Parameciidae. The record is from the annotation of a GenBank genome assembly.